UAAUUUUUUCUGUAAUAGUAAAUGGAGAGAGAGACUAAAUUGAAACAAUUCAAGUGACCCUCACUCUCUUAGAUUGUGAUAGAUGUUGACAGAGCAACAGAGAGAGCGUAAGUUCUUCUGAAAAAGAAAAAGAGACAGCGCAGUACAAUAAUUGGUGCUAUUCAAUUGAUCAAUAAUAGAUGAGAUGUAUCCACACAUACCAUGAAAUAGUUGCUAUAGUUCUUAAAUAUUGUUAUCUUCAGCAACUUAUAUAUGCAGCUGAGUGAAAGAAGAAGGAGGAGGAAAGAGAUCACUAAUGGCUGCAGGCUUUGUAUCUUCCAUCAUCAAGUGGACAGCCGAAAAAUUUUCUUCUUUGAUUCCUGCACAGACGGCCGGUUGUUCAACAUCCGAACCUUGCACUCGCGCCAGUGAAGACUUCGAGAUGCUGCAGAAGACGAUGCUGUCGAUCCAAGAAGUGCUCGAGAACACGGAAGAGAAGGACAUGCAGAGUUUCUCCGAAAAACUCCGCCUAAAGGAGCUGAGUGGAGCCGCUCGCGACGCCGAAGACGUGCUCGAAGAGUAUGAGUACGAAGUGCUGCGAGCAAAAGUCAUAGCUCGGAGACAAGCAGGCAGUGGCCGAAAGCGCAAGUUCGAGGAGGUAUGUGAAACCAGCACUGAUGAUAUUCCUGCACUAGUUCCCGUUCCGAAUGAUUUAAUAAUUAGAAUGAAGGAAAUCAAGAAGAGGUUUGACACGAUCACGAAGGAAUGGGACACUCUCCGUCUGAGAGAAAGCGACGGGCCGCGGCGGCGUGAUGAUCACGCGUGGACGCCAAAGCCAACUAGCUCCCUUCUACAUGAGCCUAAUGUUCGUGGGAGGGAGAAAGAUAAGGAGCAUAUAAUACAAAUGCUUCUCGAAGACGAUGAGAAUAGAAAAAAUUCGGUUUCCGUCUUACCUAUAGUUGGAAUGGGGGGGAUCGGUAAGACUACGCUCGCACAGCUUGUGUACAACGAUCCUAGAGUGUCUCGUCACUUUCGACAAAAGGGGUGGGUCUGCGUAUCUGAAAAUUUUGAUGUGCUAGAGUUAACAAGAAAGAUUUACACCUCAAUCACUAAAGGAAGUUGCGACUAUACUGAAAUAAAUGAGAUUGUGGAUGCUCUUAGGGAAGAACUGAUGGGUAAGAGGUUCUUACUAGUGCUCGAUGAUGUUUGGAUUGACAACCCGAAUCUCUGGAAUCCCCUGAGAGACCUGCUCUUUGCUCUAGAACCUGGGAAAGUUAUAGUAACUACCCGGAAUGAGUCGACAGCUACGAUCAUGCAGACAAUGCCACUUUAUAGGUUAGGCUGCCUGGGCUUUGAUGAUUGUUGGUUGAUCUUUCUGCAACAAGCCUUUGAAGGUCGAGAUCCAAAUGCACUUCCGGAAUUGGUAGAAAUCGGUAAAAAGAUUGUCGUGAAGUGUAAGGGAUUGCCUUUGGCUGUCAAGGUGCUUGGCGGCCUCCUUCGCUUCGAAAGUGAUGAGUGGAAAUGGAUUGAUAUUUUGGACAGCGAGUUAUGGGAAUUGGAUGAAGAGGAGGAUCAGAUCCUGCCAGCACUAAGGUUGAGCUAUGAUCACAUGCCGCCAGCGUUGAAGCAAUGCUUUAUGUACUUCUCCUUGUUUCCGAAAGACUAUAAUUUCUAUGACGAUAGGAUGGUCAGGCUGUUGAUGUCGCAAGGGCUUUUCAGAUCUGACGGAACAGAGCUAGAAGAGGACAUCGGCAGAGCAUUUCUUGACGACUUGUUACAAAGGUCGAUUCUCGAGUAUCAUUGUACCUAUGGCCGUACAAGAUUACUGAAAAUGCACGAUCUCGUCCACGAUCUUGCACAAUUCGUUGUAGGGGAGGAAUUUAUUAGAGUAGACGAUGGCAAGCUAUGCAAUCUCCCUGGAGGAGUUAGACAUUUAUCAUUGAUUUGGAACAACUCCAUCUCUAGUUUGAAUCUUUUGCCUUUAAAAAAAUUACAAGCUCUGCGGACAUUCAUAAUAAUAAAAAGGGAUGAUAUUAUCACUUACCCAGAAGUUCAUGUCGACGUACUGAAUGAUCUCUUCCGAAACUUGAAAAGACUACGAACUUUAAAUUUGAGAUGGACAAGAAUUGGAGCAUUGCCCGAGUCAAUCGGGAACUUGAAACUUCUACGCUACCUUGACAUUAGACAUACUGAGGUUAAAAGGCUUCCAGAAUCAAUAUUUGGUCUCUACAAUCUACAGACAUUAGAGAUUGAAUAUGAUGCCUUGGCGGAGUCAUCAGAAGCCAUAAAGGAGUUGGUCAACUUGCGACAUCUUCUAUUUGCUUGUGAUAAAUAUGCAAACUGCCUCCCAUCUGGUAUUAGACAUCUAACAAACUUGCAGACAUUGCCGGCUAUUGUUAUAGGAAGAGAUCCUAGGCACUUUAGGAUACAAGAUCUAAAGAACUUGUCCCACUUGAAAGAAGUGCAGAUUUUGAAUCUCAAAGAUAUUGACAGUGUUGAGGAUGCUCAAGAGGCUAAUUUGAGGAGCAAGAGAGACCUCAAAGCCUUGCAGUUAUCGUGGGAACACUGUUACGCCCUCUACUGUAAUACAAGCCGUGGGCAAAGUUCUGAAGAGCCGUCGAAGAUCCCUUCAGAAGCCACUAGGUCAUUGUUACCUGUUGAUUGGUUUGAGGAACGGGUACUUGCUAGCCUUGAGCCACAGACCAACCUCGCAGAAUUGUUGAUAUAUUGUUAUGGAGGUAUUCGAUUUCCCCAGUGGGUCGGUGAUGUUUCCUUCUCCAAGUUGGUCAAAAUAACACUACUGAAUUGCCAGAAAUGUAUAUUGCUCCCGUCGCUCGGUCAACUGCCUUCUCUGACGUACUUAGAUAUGUCUUAUAUUGAAAGCCUGCUGCAUAUCGGAAGGGAGUUUUAUGGGUGUAGUUCUGAAGCAAAGGGUUUCCCAUCACUGGAGAUAUUGGCAAUCUCCUCAAUGGACAAUUGGGUGGAGUGGGGUGGCGGCGAAUAUGGCGACUUUCCUCGUCUCCAAGAAAUUAGUAUUGCAGGAUGCCCUAAGCUACAGAGGCUUCCGCAACAUCUUUAUUCCUCAUUGACCCGAUUAUUUUUGUCCAAUUGCGAACAACUUGAUGAACUUCCUUUGCUCCCUUCACUGACUCAUUUAACUCUGCGAGGUACGUAUGAUGAAAAGAUACUCUCUUCUUUGCAUCUCCAUUUGCUUCGUUUUUUAGAAAUUACGGGCCUCGAGACUCUUCCUAUUGAAUUUCGGAAAAUGUACUCCCUCCAAAAAUUGCGUAUUUCUUUCUGUUACGGAUUGGAAACAGUGGUGAGUUUGUUCGAACUCCCUUCUCUUGAGGAAUUGUCAAUAAGGAAUUCUCCUCAAGUACAGUUCCGACUUCAUUCGUCUGAAGAUGUCAUAACUGGAAAUUGCCCUGUGCUUCAAGAGUGGUGCAGAAGACGUGACAUCGACCUGACAUAUUCAGGUUAACUUGGCAAGAAAGAAUCUUCCAAUGGUAAAGCAAAUGCAUAAUCGCACUUUGCUGAAUAUUGAGAGAUUAAACAAUGCCUUGCAAUAUGUAUUGUCGGUAAGAGGAUUAAUCUGAGUUUUAUGGCUGAUUUCAGACACUUCACACUUUUGGUUUUGAUCAAAUCAGAAUGUGUAGAAGAGGAUGAACCGGAAGGUGCUGAUUUUGCAAUUAGAGUGAUUGUUGUUUUGAGUGAUCGUCCUUUCUUUUUAUGUUUUUUCCUGUAUUUUCUAACUUUGUAAUCUUUUCUUCAUGGCUGCUGAACUGAACGUGAAUUGAGUUUGGUAUAAGAUAAAAUUAUAAAUUUACCAGUGA
Ananas comosus (pineapple) is the source of this 3812-nucleotide messenger RNA. RefSeq names its product putative disease resistance RPP13-like protein 1. NCBI's taxonomy places the organism in Eukaryota, Viridiplantae, Streptophyta, Magnoliopsida, Poales, Bromeliaceae. Gene Ontology annotation, biological process: defense response to other organism. Gene Ontology annotation, molecular function: ADP binding. The transcript is spliced from 2 exons. The record is from RefSeq and is a predicted model, not a curated record. The coding region runs from base 296 to 3460 and encodes 1054 amino acids.